UUAUAAUUUCACAACAUUGUACAGAUUUUCAUAGAAAACAGUUCAACAUUCAAAAAUACAAAUAUUAUACAUAAUUAAAAUUAUUUAAUCGAAAUGAAAAUUAUUUUAAAAAAUACAUGUAAAAAAGUGGAAAUAUAUAAAGACGCCGACUACAAUGAAAAGCGUGAUCAAAUGGAAGAGAAAUUUGAUACAAAUCGCAUGCUUCUGCAGGAAGAUGAUUUUUGGAAAUUUUUAAAUUCGAAUGCCAAUAAUAUUCAAAUAUUGAUACUUGAAACUGAAACUCCAAGUGAAGAAUUUAUGAUGGAUGUAAUAAGUUGUGAAACAUUUUAUUGUAAUUUCCACAAUAAAGUAUUGACUAAAUUAAAACACCUAAGGAAAUUAAAAGUGUUAUCAACAAAUAUGUUUCAAUUUAACAAUGAAUUUUUUAAUACACUCAAUAGCUCUUGUGCUAAAUUGGAAAGUCUGAGCUUGCAUUAUUGUAAUAUAAAGGAAUUUACACCGGUUGCUACCUUAAAGGAAUUAGAAUUGAAAUACUGCAAUGGUUUUACUUGGAAUAAUUUUCAAACAAUAUUAGGUGAAAUGAGUUUAAAAGCUAUUACUUCUUAUGCUACUCGUUAUAAGGGUAAAGUCGAAUACUUUGAAAUUGUCUCAAGUUUGGAACAUAUAAGUUUACAAUACAAUAUCGUCAACAAUAUAAGAAUCAUAUUCCAAAAGAAUCAAGAAAAACUUAAAAAUCUUAAAACAUUAGAUUGGAGUCUUGAUCAUACUAAACAUUUAUGGAUUAAUGCCACAAAUUGUCCAAAUCUUGAAACUUUAACAGUAAAACCUAGAAAUGUAUUAUUUGAAAACUUACAGGGUUUUAUGUAUUUAAAAACAUUAAACUUAAAUGUUUAUAAUGAUUUGUUUGAUUCCGAUAUAGUUCAUGUUAUAAAACAUUCAACACUAAAGUAUUUCACUGUUAAUAUGGUAAAUUAUAAUUGGUUGAUAGAUAUGUAUGAAUAUAAUGGUAGUUAUGAUACUGAAUGGGCAAAUUUGAAAACAAAUCUGUUGCACAUACAACUUAAUUAUCAUAAAACAUUAUCGCCCAUUUUACAUAAUUGGUAUAUAUUAUUGGAUAAUAAUCAUAAAUUAAUUCUCAAAUUGAAAUUUGGCAAUUUAAUUGAUAAAACUUCUUUAGAAGAAAUUCUAGGUAAUCAAAGUUUUCCAAAACGUUUAAAAUCAAUCAACAUAUGUGGUGAAAUUAUUGAUUGCACUGAACUUAAAAGUAAUUAUUCUACUGUGAUUGAAAAAGCGACAAGUAUACUACAAAACAAUCAACUAGAUGAAAAUGAUCAAUAUAUAUCAUUAUAAAAUUAUGAAUUUAGUUUUAAAAACUAACAUGUUUCAUUUAUUUUUACUCAUAAAUAAGUACAUGCUUAUGUACAUGUAUAUACUAUAAUAAUGUAAUAAAAAACUCCUAAUAUUUUUUUCUUGAGAUUAUUUUUAGUAGAAA
This is a messenger RNA of Lucilia cuprina (Australian sheep blowfly), 1492 nucleotides long. RefSeq lists its product as uncharacterized. NCBI's taxonomy places the organism in Eukaryota, Metazoa, Arthropoda, Insecta, Diptera, Calliphoridae. The coding region runs from base 94 to 1350 and encodes 418 amino acids. The transcript is spliced from 2 exons. The record is from RefSeq and is a predicted model, not a curated record.